ACUUACUUUUCAAAGACAACAAUGCCGCGAUCUGUCUCGCGCUCCAGAUCCAACUCCAGAUCACGAUCCAGAUCACGAUCGCCCUCCAGAUCCCGGUCUCGGUCUCGGUCUCGGUCUCGGUCUCGCUCUCCAUCCAGAUCCCGGUCUCGGUCCCGGUCGCGGUCGCCCAGACGAAGCAGCUCGUCGUCAUCGCGUCGACGCUCGUCCAGCGAUCGCCAUUCGCACCGCGACGACCGCCGCGAUUACAGCAGCUCGUCGUCGUCGUCCUCGAGACGCAGCCGCGACCGCGAGCGCGAACGAGAACGAGAACGAGAACGAGAACGAGAACGAGAGCGAGAACGAGCGAGACGAGCCGACUUCUACCGAGACGCAGCCAAGCGCGCGUCGUCCGACACACAGUCGCAGUCGCAGUCGCAGUCGCAGCAGCCUGCGCAAGGACACGCUCAAGCUCAAGUGGCGCCACUGUCAGCGGCGGCUGCGGCGACGCAGGUGGCACCCAGCGAGGGCGCGGGUCAUCCUGCUGCUGCUGCUUCUACUGAUGGUGCUUCAAUGUCGACGACCACUCGACCGUCGAAUGCGACAAGUGCUGCUCAGACUACUACUCAAACGACUCAUAACACUUCUGCGACGACAAGCCGUCCGUCAAGCUCGAGCGCUGGCCCUUCCACUGCUGCAUCGUCGUCCUCGUCCUCGUCCUCAUCGUCAGGCGCAAAACCCUCUUCGUCGAGAACGUCCGGAUCGUCGACGUCACUGCCUCCGUCAUCGUCGCAUGGCAGCGCGUCGCAUUCGUCCCACUCACGAUCAAGUGGCAGCUCUAGCUCGAGCAGCAGCAGAGGACACGGCUCUUCGCACUCGAGCAGCUCGUCGUCGUCCUCGUCCUCGUCCAGCCGCACCACCCGAACUGAAGCACCGGCACCAGCAGCAGAUUCGCUCGAGCAUCUUGAAGAGGAAGAGGACGAAGACGUCGUGAUUGAGCGUCAACGGCAGCGCCGUCAAGAACUCUUAAAGCGCCUUGCGUCGCAGCCAACCCCUGCAGCAACCCAGCCACAACCCAUGGAUGUCGCUUCAACCGCUUCGUCGCAACCGCUCAAAUUGCUACCAUCGACACAGCAGCAAAUCUUUGAGCAGCAGCAGCAGCAGCAACAACAACACACAUCGAAACUCUAUGGUGGCAAGUCCGUUGCUGGAGACAGCGAUUCCGAGUCAGAGGUUGAAGGCUCUGGCUUCUCCACGGGCCGAAACUCGGUGUCCUCACGAGGCUCCGUGUCGCAGUCUCCACUUCCAGGAGCGGACGACGGGUCGGAAGACGCUGCGCUUCGCGAGACCAUGGAGGCGCAGGACAUUGUUCUGGCCAAAACGGACGAAGGGGUCGAUACCUCGCAGCCGAUGGACACUUCUGGCUCCAUCGCAGGCGGUGCGGCCAUUGUUUACGCAGAUCAAGAAGACGAACUGGAUGCGCGGCACGGCGCCCACGGAGUUGAAGACCACGAGGACGAUCGCAAAGCAGCCAAGGCCAUCAACAACAACAACAACUCGGAUGCUGCUGCUGCAACGGCAGUUUCCAAGCCGGUGGUGCGGCCCACCACCAAUGUGAGUGGUGUUGUUGGUGACAUGUUUGCGGAAGAUGAUGAGACAGCGUUGGUGGCUGUGCAACAUUUGCCAGCACGCAUGAUUCCAGCUGCGUUUGGCGGACUGGGUGCCGAUGAUUCUCAGGCUGCCCUGCACGAGAAUUGGGACGACGGCGAGGGAUACUACAAGGCCACCAUCGGAGAGAUUGUGGGAGGAUGCUACCAGGUCGUCAACUACAGCAACAAGGGCGUGUUUUCGAACGUCAUCCGAGCCAAGGACCUGAGUCCUGGCGGUGUGAUUCAGCUGCCGGACGGCACGACAGGCGUUCGCGAGGUUGCCAUCAAGAUUUUGCGUGCGAACGACUUGAUGAGCAAGGCCGGAUUGAAGGAGGUGGAGAUUUUGAAAAAGUUAAACACGGCCGACCCGAACGACAAGUACCACCUCAUCCGACUGUUUGGGAGCUUCGAGUUCAAGCAGCACCUGUGCUUGGUAUUUGAGCCGUUGGCCAUGAACUUGCGCGAGCUGUUGAAAAAGUAUGGCAAAGGCGUCGGCAUUCACGUCAGUGCUGUUCGUUCCUAUGGUAUGCAACUUUUCCUAGCUCUGCGGUUGAUGCAAAAGUGCAGCAUCAUCCACGCAGAUAUCAAACCAGAUAACAUUCUCGUCAACGAGGCCAAGACCAUGCUCAAACUGUGUGAUUUUGGUUCGGCGUCCGACGUUUCCGAGAACGACAUUACCCCUUACUUGGUGAGCCGAUACUAUCGAGCCCCGGAAAUUAUCCUAGGUCAACAGUACGACUACGGUAUUGACAUGUGGUCGAUCGGCUGCACGCUGUAUGAGCUGUACACGGGCAAGGUGUUGUUCCCGGGUCACACAAACAACAACAUGCUCAAACUUUUCAUGGAUUUCAAAGGCAAGCCAUCCAACAAGUACCUUCGCAAAGGCGCUUUCAAGGACAAGCAUUUUGAUGCAGAUUUCAAUUUGCUGUUUGUUGAUACUGACAAGAUUACGCAAAAGCAAAUCAUCCGCCCAACGAACAAUGCCCAGCCAACGCGUGACUUGCUGGCAUCCAUGAUCGGGUCGGCUCGCUUGAAUGAGGCGGAACUGCGUCGAGUCACGCAGCUUGCAGAUCUAAUCGACCAGUGCCUCGCUUGGGAUCCCGCUCGCCGCAUCUCUCCAUCCGCUGCAUUGUCGCAUCCCUUCAUUUUGGCCUCCAAGUGACACGUCUCUGCACGAGUCAGUGGUCCCCAAUAAUGGCGAUAAUUGCGGGUGCGAGAGGGCCAAAGUGGCAACAACGCGUUUUGGUGUUUGCUACGCAUCCAAUGACACCAAGCAGGGGGUCCUUGAAGCAGUAAAACGCAAAUAAAAUGUCAAUUCAGUAAUCAUCA
Messenger RNA from Capsaspora owczarzaki ATCC 30864, 2954 nucleotides. Its product is annotated as serine/threonine-protein kinase prp4. Bases 22 to 2787 code for a protein of 921 amino acids. The transcript is spliced from 3 exons. Lineage: Eukaryota; Filasterea; Ministeriida; Capsasporidae. Gene Ontology annotation, biological process: mRNA cis splicing, via spliceosome; peptidyl-threonine phosphorylation; peptidyl-serine phosphorylation. The record is from RefSeq and is a predicted model, not a curated record. Gene Ontology annotation, molecular function: ATP binding; protein serine/threonine kinase activity.